This is a messenger RNA of Colletotrichum truncatum, 2853 nucleotides long. RefSeq lists its product as uncharacterized. Lineage: Eukaryota; Fungi; Ascomycota; Sordariomycetes; Glomerellales; Glomerellaceae. The record is from RefSeq and is a predicted model, not a curated record.
AUGUUAUCGAAGCGCGGAGUGGCUGAAGACAUUGAGGAUGAAAUAGUUGGCCGAGACCACAACGUCCUGGAAAUGGAGCAUAUCCUAAAAAGGAGUAGGAAGCUACUACUCUAUGGGCAAGGCAGUUGUGGGAAGACUGCACUUCUCCAUUACUGUGAAUCAUGGUGGAAAAAGUCCAAUCUCAUUGGGGAUUCUUACUACUUUGAUUUCUCGACGCUACUGAACAAGGAUGGAAAGUUUGAGGAUAUUAUUUCGGACAUCAGCAAGCUAUUGUCACCGUCCCAUACCAUACUAUCGGAGGACUCUAUUUUGGAUAUUCUACGCAAUCGCCAAACACCAAUUGCUUUAAUCCUGGACAGCAUUGAAACGUUGGAUAGUCCAGGCUUCUGGCAAACAGCUCACUUUCCGGAGCCGGAGCAGGCAAAACUGUGGGCAUUCCUCAAGCGGGUGUGUCGCGGCGAAACAUAUCUCAUAUUCGCCUCUCGAGUAGCCAGUGGUCCUGUCUCAGAGUCUAUACCUGAAAUGAUCCCUUAUUGCCUCGAUGGCCUCUCAGUGUCAGCAUCCGCCCUGCUUGCUGAGAGGAUGAUCAAGGAAAAAGCUCCUCAGAACGCCGCCAAGCUGGAGACCAGGCAAAGUGUUGACUAUCUUCGUCGGAUUUUCAUUUUGCUCGAGGGUAACCCGGAAGCCAUCAUGGCGGUCCUCCCCAACUUAUGGAAAAGCGACCUAUCCACGAAGGAACUGUUUGAAAUGUUACUGAGCGAAGCUUGUCCAUUGGACGAGGUGAUUUCGCAAAACUCUCGAUUCCUGAGGACGAUUCGUUCCGUCAAUUCCCAGCAAGAAUUCUUUUCUGCAUUCGGCACAGGAUACAUCAUUCCGUGGCACCUCUUCCCCUUCUGGAACAUCAUGCCUGCCAGACUCGACGAGUACUUUUACUUUAUGUACUGGAAGCUUGGGGGCUUAUCAGGUAGCUUUGCUCGCGAGAGGUCUUACAGUUACAGCUUGACUAUUAAUAUGGAGGUCGAUGCGUUCGAAGUGAAUCACCAACUUCGCACCGAGGAUACUCUGGAACGAAUACUUGAAAGCCUGGAAAAAGCCGGCAUUAUUCAUCCUGUCCAAGCAACUUUCAAGGAGGAGGAUGAGGAAGAGGAAGAAGAGGACGACAGGCUGCAUGCUGAUGAGCGCGAUCUCUGGCAUGUGCAUCCCCUAUUCACUCUGUGCGCGAGGAGUAUGGCUCCGGAUGAGAUCUUGCAUGCCGGAAAGUACGCUUUUGUACGACACCAAAGCGUUUGGGGGAAGAAAUCAUUGAGACACAACUCUCCAAAGUUUCAAGAGGUUGUGUGGGACAAUGAGAUUCAGCACGUGGACCACUCCUGGAACAACCACAUUGCCGCCCUUUUGAUCUCACUCAGCGGAGACAUUGUCCAAGAAACACACACUCAUGGAUUUCCAAUGACCGAUGUACUUCUCCUAAGUGUAGAAGAAGGUUUUCACCACAACCGCCGGCUCAAUGAAGUCGUCAAGCCAAUAGCACGACGGCAUAUCAAUCGCCUUUUUGCCCUACCGACGCUUCGAGGCGACGGCCUCUUUUCUGGAUUCGAAAAGAACUCAUUGUUGUCCAACGUCUACCGCUUUGUCAAGGACGAUGCUGCCAACGCCUCAGAGCUUCUAGAGGCCACACUCGUCCUGGGUACAUUGUGGAGAAACCAGGCUCAGGAUCUAGAUAAUGACUGGCUGUCAUCGAACGAGCAAUCAUGGCUUGAGUUAUCUCUUACAAAAUGUCAGCUCACGAUGGUGGAGAGCCAUGCUGAGGCGAAGGGGGAACUUGAAAAAGUUCUGCAGACAGAUCCGUUAUUUCCACUGUCAGAUCCGCUUUACGGUGCGAUUCGACGAGUAUACGCCCAAUUACUCAUGCUCUGGUUUCAGUGUGCCGCAUAUCAAAUUGGCCUUGAAAAGGGCAUGGACAAGAAAACGAUGAUGACGAGCGGAGCCAAAAUGUUCAUCGAGCUGGCAAAAGCAAGCAAGAUAGGCGACAUGUUUAAGAACUUUUUCGAGAACCCUGAUAUUAAAGACAGCUUGCACUUGCCACUCAGAGAUGGCAUGGCUCCGUUGCUUCAACAAUUCUCUGCCGACGUUGAGAAAUUUGGCUUCUUGGUUCAGUCGAUCCUGGACGAACCAAUCUGGAAAAUGUUCUCUUUUCACCGCGACGGGACGGUUGAGGAUCACAUUGUUGAUUUGACGAAACCCGGUGGGAUGAAUAAGAUGUUGACCGAUGUUACAGAGUUUCAUUUUCGCAGUUUGGCUGGCGAAGGUGCCUCCGCGCAGCAUUUGCUAAACGGUGCUAUCGCCGCGCAAACCACGUCAGCCUCGGGAGGGCCCAGGGAGCUGCUUGCUUUGCUAGAAAUGUCCUAUUUUGAGGCCAAAGAACAGGGCGACUGGUUAAAGACGCUCAAGAUCUUAGACGACAUGGAACGGUUGGAGCAAGACUUGCCAAUGAAGCCAGGAGAUCGAGCUCGACGACAUAUUACUUACGCGGAUUCCUUAGAUGAGCUUGGACGAGGAGACGAGUGUGCACGUCGGAUGAUAAAAGCUUCCGACAUUCUAUUAGACUGUUUGGACGAUGAGCAUGCGAACACCUGGUUCCUUCAAGGUGCCGGGUGCUUCAAGAGUUUGCAAGUUGCGUCCACUGAGGGUCAGCUGAGUUUCUCAGAAAGACACAAGCUUCGCAAAAUCCUCCAACGUGCGGAAGAGUACAAACUAGAUACUGCGAGAAAGAGAGCGAUGAAUGAUCUAAAUGAAAUGAUGAAGCAAGCACGUAUAAUCUUGGGACAGGAUAAUGGUACGCUACCUACAUAA